AAGGCGGGCUAAGACAUCAGUCUCCUAGGCAACGCGUAUAAACAAGAUGGCGGACGGCGAGAACGCUCCCUCGAGAUGGACCGCGGGCUCUUUCCGGCGGGGCUUGGGCGCCUCUCGCAUUGCAGCCCACGCGAUACUGUCGCUCACGGAAAAAGAGCGUCAGUCGCGAUGGCCUACUUUUCCCGGGGCACCGCUAAAGAAAGGCAGUUUCAAAAGCGUCUCCUCCUUCAUCCUCCACCAGCUCAUCCACCACUCUCAGGAAGCAGAAAUGGACGUGGAUGCAGAAGAACAGCGCGAAGAAGGAUCCGAAGAGUCUGAGGAGUCCGAAAUGCAGAAUUUGGAGCAGGAGGAAUUUGAUGGGGUCCUCAGAGAGGAGAUGGUGACUGAUGCACUCAGUGAGUUGGGGCGCUCAGGCCCUGGAACGGAGCAGGUGUACCUCAGCCUAAGCUUAAAACGCAAUGAUUUAGUCAACAUCAACAUUCUGCAUAACUAUAUUCAUCUACAGAAGUUGGAUCUUUCAGGAAACAAAAUCGAAGAUUUGUCUUGUGUGAGCUUCAUGCCAUAUCUUCUAGAACUAAAUGCUUCUCAGAACAGGCUGACUACCUUCUUCGAUUUCAGCCCACCCAAAAACCUCAAGAAGGUGGAUUUUUCCUCCAACAAGAUUUUUGGAAUGAAUGACCUUUCAGCUUACCGCACUCUCACUCAACUAAUUUUGGACAACAACAUGAUAGACGAAAUCUGUGGGCUGGAGAGUUGCAUCAGCUUGACCCACCUUAGCCUGGCUGGCAACAGGAUCACAACAAUUAAUGGCCUAGGCACGUUAUCCAUCAGAGUGCUUUGUCUGAGCAAUAACCGGAUUACGACUAUCACAGGUCUGGAGGGGCUGAAAACCUUGCAGAACCUGGAUCUGUCCCACAAUCAGAUCAGUAGCCUCCAGGGCUUGGAGAACCAUGACCUCCUGGAAGUGAUCAACCUAGAGGAUAACAAGGACAACUUUGAAUACUGGUUCUUUGUAAUAUUUAUGCUGCUGCAACUGACAGAAUUAGAUCAGCAGAAGAUUAAAGUGGAAGAAAAGGUUUGUGCACUGAAUAAGUAUCAACCUCCUGCUGAAGUGGUGGCCAUCCAAGAUCACUUGACCCAUGUUGUCAACAGCAUGUCACAGCCGCAGAGAAUCUUUGACAGCACUCUGCCAAGUCUGGAUGCCCCUUAUCCUAUGCUGAUACUAACUGGUCCUCAAGCUUGUGGGAAACGAGAACUUGCCCACCGCCUCUGCAGACAGUUUAAUACUUACUUUAGAUAUGGGGCCUGCCACACCACGAGACUGCCUUAUUUUGGUGAAGGGGAUCGAGUUGAUUAUCACUUUAUCUCCCAAGAAGUUUUUGAUGAAAUGCUGAGCAUGGGAAAAUUUAUUUUAACAUUUAAUUAUGGUAAUCACAAUUAUGGAUUAAGUAGGGACACUGUAGAAGGUAUUGCAAGAGACGGAUUAGCAAGCUGCAUUCAUAUGGAAAUAGAAGGUGUAAGAAGUUUGAAAUAUUCCUAUUUUGAGCCUCGAUAUAUCUUGGUGGUACCUAUGGACAAGGAAAGAUAUGAGGGAUACUUGCGGAGAAAGGGAUUGUUUAGUCGUGCAGAGAUCGAGUAUGCUGUCUCCAGGGUGGACCUUUAUAUUAAAAUUAAUCGGAAAUUUCCGGGGUAUUUCGAUGCAGUGGUCAAUGCAGAUGACCUGGACAUUGCCUACCAAAAGCUAAGUGACCUCAUUCGAGAAUACCUGGGAUUGGCUGAGGCAGCUGCAAAGGAUUUGGUUCCAGCAGGAGCUCCCUCUAGCAAGAAGACCAUCUCUGGGGUCCCAGCACACCUGGUCCCCUCCCCUAGGCGCUUGGCAAGACUACAAGCAGAUGGCCAAAAAUCAGGGGCUUUCCUGGAAGUACAGACUGAAGCAAAGGCCCCAGAAAAUCAGAACCCUGCUCCCCCACAGAGCCAGGAGUUAACUGAGGAGGGAGAAGUCAAAGAGCCUUCUCCCAGCAUCCACCUGGACUUACCUCGGCAGGUCAGUUCUUCAACACUUGCUAUUCCUCAGCAGGCCCAAGACAUAUCACCAAAGGCGGAGGAAGAGUAUGGUCAGCCAGCCAGCCUUCCUCCAAAAAUAACCAUUGAGAUGGGUGGCCCUGAAGAGGAGCCUGGGCCACUUGUGCUAAAAGCAGAACAGUCUACUGUUGCAUCUCAGGAGCUGCCUCCGCAUCCUGAUCCUGUUCCCCCACCAGGCCCUCAGAUAGACCAGGAUAAGGAAUCCGGAGAGACUAAAGUAGCCCCUAGCAACCCACCCUUGACUGAACCUUCACAGGGACCCAACCUGGCUUCCCUCAGUCCUCAGAGAAAGCAGGAUGAGGGAACCGAGUCAGCCAAUGCUACACCCAGUAGCUCCACUCAGAGUCUUCCAGAAAAUCCUUCCCACCCCUCAGUAGAAAAGCCUGAUGGGGGCUCUCAACCACCUCUGAAGGAGGGAACCCCCAAAGCAGCAGCUGUCUGGGCCAGUACUCCUUACCCAGAAGUAUCCCCUUCCCAAGACUCAUCCAUAAACUCAAAUCAUACCCAAGUCAGGGAACAGCCAGUAGCCUUGCUUCCUAGAAGCCGGCUGGCUCCUACCAGGUUGCCCCAGCCCCAAACCCUGGCUCCUCUCCAGAGCAGGAGACCCACACCCAAGCUUCUCUCUCCCAGCAGGGAAGAGGUUUUGGGGACAAGCUCAGAUAAGACCCCGACCCCAUCUCCCAGGUCUCUCCCAACUCAGGAUGGAGACCCCAGGAAGCUUCCCUCCAUCAGCCCUCCCCAGUCUAAACUGCCCUCAAAUCCGAGCCCCCACACAGCCCAUAGCCCACAGCAAGCCCAGGCUGGGAAAGCCAGUGAGCUGAAGCUCCCACUUAUUAGCCCCCCGAUCCAGGAACAAGUCCUGCAGCAUACCCCCAACCAACACCAGGAAGAGGAGGCACCUACAGUCCAGCUCCCACAUAUUUCUGCUCAGUCCAAGGAACCUCAGCUUUCCCAGAACACUGGGCCAAGGCCUGCUUCAAAGUCUGCAAAGGAAAGGAAAACUUCCAAAGGAGGCCAUGUCUCCAGUAAGAAGAUUCCAAAUCUGCAGGCCUCAAUUCACAGCCAGGAGCCCACUAAGCAGAAGGAAGCUACUGAAAAAAGACUCACGCAAAGAAAGACAGCUAAAGGGUCACCAUACCUGAGAAAGAUACCAAUUGGAAAGUCUCAGACAGCCCAAGGAAAGUCUCUGACAGCCCAACAGCCAGAAUCCCACUGCAAGCCAACUCCUAGGAAUGUAUCUGACCCACUUGGCUCCAGUUCCCCUAUGAGCCACACUGAACCAGUGCCAGCAGACCCCCAGAACAAGGAGGAGAAAAAUCACAAAGAACACAAUCCCAGAAAGAAACCACAGGCCAAUCUCACCCUGAAGGAAGUGGCUCAGUCCUCAGGUGCACCCCAAAACGGAGAAGUGUCUGAAGGACUAGCUCAAGAAAGCGAAACUGCCCUUGGUAAGGAUCAGCAAACCCGAGAGGGUCUGGCCCCUGCCAAGUCAGCACAUGAGGUUUCUGCUCUGGAGGUGCCUCCUGUGGGAAGGGAACACACCCCAAUACAGGGAAGGUCUCAGAAGAGAGAAGUUGCGGGCCCCAGCCAGCUGCGGGCCAAAGAGACACAAGCCCAUAAGGACAUCAGGGAGAUCAGACAGGGCUAUGCCCAGAGACACAGCAUACUUGUAUCAAAGCAGCAAUCCAAAGAAAAACGAACUCAAAAAAAUGGGGUUGUGGCACCAGACAGAAGCCCUGCUACUCUCCAAAAUCGGGUGUCAGGAGCAGGGUAGCUGGACGGGAAAACUUCGAGCCAGGGGCAGCCAGAGCAUCAAAGUGUAGGCCUUAGCUCCUGAGAAGAUGUGCCCUCCCUCCAAGCUGUGCUGUCAUAGGACACGAAGGUGCGACCACUGGCUUCCUACUGCAGACACCAGUCAGCACCUCGCUUUGGGAGCCCAGAAGUCGUUGUAACUCUGUUUCCCUUGUGGCAGCAGCAGGGGUGACAGGGGACACAACUUGUUGGUUGCUGCCAGUGACUCAGCCUAGAAUGCUGGUGUCAUCAAGGGUCCCUUGUGUUCAGCUACAGUUUUCAAUAGGACUUCAUGGCCGAAGCAGGGCAGUUUGCCAUCUUCCUUAGGAAAAUUCACUUCCAGACUAGAAAAUUUCCUCAUGCUCCUUGCAUUGUUGGAGGGGCCUGGCAGCAGAAAGGAUUCUGCAAAAAAGAACCCCUGCUGUUUUUAAAGAUUCCCAGCCUUCAGUUAACUUAUGAGGAUAGAUCUCUACAAGCCAAGCCAAGCACAUGAGGCAGAUGUUAUGAAACUCCCUUUUGUCUGUAUAUUUCAAAAUGAGUACCCUCCUUCUGCCUUUGAGUAGGAAUCUGAUGGCCCAUGCCUUCGUUAUUCUAAACCAUCUGGUUGAACCAUUUAAAAGCAUUUGUGGGGAGAAAAUUCAGAGAAAUGGGCUUUCAUUUGUUUCUCUAUAUUCUGUUAUAUUCCUGUCAGUGACUAAGGUGCAGCCAGAGGCAGCCCAUGGAAACCUGUUAGAAGGAAGUAUGUGUACAUGUCACACAGCCAAACUAUGGGAAGGACAGGGGUGGAGCAGGCUCUCAGAGAGACCAGGUGCCAACUGCUGAACAUCGCCUGGGUUCUUGUCAUCUUCUGGACUAAGCAAAAGUCUGGGACUCCCAUUACUUCUCACCUCUGUUCUCAAUGUUGGCUCCAUUCUUUGAACUAUAAAUGGUUAUAUAUCAAUCAUUCUGUCUACAUAGCAGGGACAUGAACACAGACUACUCUCAAGUUACCUCUGAUGGCAUCUCUAAUCUCUGCUAUAAAGAGAUUAAUCUAAGUCAUCCUUAAUCCUGAGAUUAAAAAGAAAAUCCAAAGAAAGGCUGAUUACAAUCCCUUUGAUCAAUCGUUCAUUUAGAAUGAACAUGGCAUGGGUUGUUGCCACUAUGUGUAACCCGCGAGGUCCGCUGCUCUAUAUGAAGACUGUGCUUCUAGAAAGGAGGGUAAUUGCGGUCAGGACAAUCAGCCCAUGAUUCUACUCUUAAAAACAAGUUAGAAGAUAAUUAUUGAGUACUUACUGUAUGGACAGGAAUGUAUUGAAAUUAUGUUUGAUAUCCCAUAUUUCAAUAUGUAACCAAGGACUAGAGCCUGUGUCUUAAUUUAUAGAAAAUAUAUGUACAAAUGUUAUUUCAAGUGCAAUAGAAGACAUUGAUAUUUUUCAGAUCAGGGAUGUAAGGGAGCCUCUCAGCAAACAAGACUGUUCUCAUAACUAUGUAAUAUUAGUACUUAUCUUCUGAUUACCUGCCUUCUCUAAAAAAAUUAUAGGAUGUUUGUAAAGUAAUUUGUGUUUAUUAAGUGAAGUCAUCAUCAAGUAAGCUUUUAUUGAGCAUAUUCUAUGUGCCAGAUAUAGUAAUGUCACUGGGUAUGCAAUAAGAUAAUGCUGACGCUUCAAGCAAGGAACUCUGAUGAAGGGUCCAUUACUACACCAUGUAAUUAGGUUACCCCAAAGCAUGCUCAGCUGUAUUUGACAUCCUGCAGAUGAGAACACCUGGUCGUUUACUUUUCUAGACUGCAGUUAGGGCAUUCACUGAGUGCUGAGGAAGGGCACAGAGCUCAGCCGGCUGGACCUGUACCAGGAAACACUUCUAAGAGAAGUUCAUCCCUCAGCUGCGUCUUCAGGGCUGCAAAAUUGGCCAGUGGAUGGAUGAGAAAGGGGAUGCUUCCUGUCAUUAAAUACACACACCGGGGCAGCUGGUAUCUCCUCAGGACCCAGAAGCCAGGUGAACUACAGACCUAUCUAAUCUGCCGUGAGAAGAAGUUUGGGAAGCCCCAUCUUGUAACAGUGAGUGGAGGGCUGUGCUUAAAUUUGUACUUGAGGGAUAAAGUUAAGGAAGACAAUAAUAGAAACAGAAUGACUGGCACAUCAUGGCAGGAGUCAGGACAGGUCUGGGUAAGGUCCUGAAAGAUGGAUGGUACUAGAAUCAGGGAAGGUCAAAUCCAUGUGGUAUUUAGCUUGGCUGUGGAGAGGUUAGAUUAUGAAAUGCAGCAAGCAAAGAAUUGCCUGCCCCUCCUUCUCUUUCCCCCCUCUCUCACAGAGGAUCUCUUUAUGUAGUUCUGGCUGGACUAGGAAGAUGGCUUUGAACUCACAGAGCUAUACCUGUCUCUGCCUCUGUUGGGAUUGAAGGCAUGUGCCAUGAUGACCAGCACAUCUCUCAUUUCCUAUACAUGGAAUUUGGGGUGCCAGAGCCUCACAUUGGUAGCAGGCUUUCGAAUCAUGUUGGGUGUCCUCUUUGGCUGCUAUUUUGAAGGCCCUUGGAGCUACCUUUUUGUUCAAGUGGUACACACUAAGCAAGUUUCCCUGUGCUGUGGAGGAAGCCCUUGGAUUCGUAAUAAGGUUUUUUUAUUUUUUUAUUUUAAUUUUAUUAAUUACAGUUUAUUCACUUUAUAUCCCAGCUUCUGGUUAUACAAAUAAAUACAACUAAAGCUGCUACAAACAUGGUUGAGCAAAUGUCCUUGUAUACUUGAGCAUCUUUUGGAUAUAUGCCUAGGAGUGGCAUAGCUGGAUCUUGAGGUAGCACUAUUCCUAAUUGUCUGAGAAAAUAUCAGAUUGAUUUCCAAAGUGGUUGUACAAAUUUAUAUUCCCAGCAGCAGUGGAGUAGGGUUCCUCUUUCUCCACAUCCUCUCCAGCAAGUGUUGUCACUUGAGUUUUUGAUUGAUAUUAGCCAUUCUGAUGGGUGUAAGGUGAAAUCUCAGGAUCAUUUUGAUUUGCAUCUCCCUGAUGACUAAGGGUGUUGAGCAUUUCUCUUAAGUGUUUCUCCACCAUUCGAUUUUCCUCUGUUAAAAAUUCUCUGUUUAGCUCUGUGCCCCAUUUUUUAAAUUGGGCUACUUGAUUUGUUGCUGUUUAACUUCUUGAGUCCUUUAUAUAUUGUGGAUGUUAGCCCUCUGUCAGAUAUAAGGUUGGUGAAGAUCCUUUCUCAGUCCGUAGGCUGUCGUUUUGUUCUGAUAACAGUGUCCUUUGCUUUACAGAAACUUUUCAGUUUCAUGAGGUCCCAUUUAUUGAUUGUUGAUCUAAGAGCCCUGAUCUCAAGCUUUACUAUAGAGCAACAGUAAUAAAAACUGCAUGGUACUGGCAUAGAAACAGAAUGGUGGAUCAAUGGAAUUGAAUAGAAGACCCAGAAAUAAACCCACACACUUAUGGACACCUGAUUUUUUACAAAGAUGUCAAAAUCAUACAAUGGAAAAAAGACAGCAUCUUCAACAAAUGGUGCUGGUCUAACUGGAUGUCUACAUGUAGAAAAAUGCAAAUAGAUCCAUACUUAUCACCCUGCACAAAACUAAAAUCCAAGUGGUUCAAAGACCUCAAUAUAAAAACAGACACACUAAACCUGUUAGAAGAAAAAGUGGGGAAGAACCUUGAACUCAGGAGACAACUUCCUGAACAGAACACCAACAGCAUAAGAGAGGUUUUAAAAAUUUUUUUUGGCUUGUUUGUUUCUGUGGUUUGAAUUUUUAUACCUCAGACUCACUGCUUUUGCACUUUUGAAAGGAGUGGAAAAGACUGUUGUCUCUGGUGAGAGGAUUUUGCUCUUAAUAUUGAUUAUCUUGCCACAAAGAAAAAUUUCAGUUUUUCAAUGCAGAGUAUAAAUAUUUAAAUGAUAGUUUUCCAUCUACACCAACAGGCAAAGUUCAUAUUGCCUCCACCUGACAUUUGUCACAAGGCAGUCUUUAGAGAUACAAAGAAAAGUCAUGGUGGGCUCAUAAUACCAACUUCUUAAGGAAGUCUGGCAUUUAGUGUUCAAAUCAAUGAGAGUAUUUCCGCCAGGCAUGAGAACCCUCUUUACAUACAGAAAGAGCUGAGCCUCCAAAAGAGAGAGAAGGCAUGAUCAAGCAACUCACGAAAGAGGAAGUAAAAAUGUCCAAUAAAUAUGUCAGAAAUAAUUUAACCUUGUUAUAAGUUAAAACAGAACAGACUUUUUUUAAUACCAGCUUAGGCCAUAUCAAGCAGGUUAAGAAGUAUUUGGGGAAGUCUCUUUUGUCGGUGAAGAGGUAAACUGGCCUUUUCUGAAGAACUGAUUUCUGCCCUCCGUCAUGACAGAGUUACAGUUUAUAGACCUUUAAUUUGAUCAUUUAGAUCCAAGAAUUGUCAUGAGGAAAUGUACACGAGAAUGUUCAUAUCAAAUUUUAUAAUGAAGGUUAGAAAUACUCUGUGUAAUAGAAUUUUUGAAAUGCAUUUACAACACAGCCAUCUGCUAGAGACAUCUGCCUUAUGUUGCCCUUGUAAUCCUGUAGAAUAUUUACUUAAAAGACAGUGUUCACUACAUAUGAGGGAGAAAGGGGCCAAGGAGGUACAGUCAGUGUGGUUCUCAUGUUAACUCAGGAAUGCUAGAUUGUGACAAUUUUUCCCCUCUCAUUUAUGUUUUUGGUAUUUUCUAAGUUUUCUGCAAUGAGUUCAUGUUUAUUCUGAGAAACAUGAAUUAAUGCACACGCGUGCGCACGCACGCGCACACACACACACACACACACACACACACACACACUCUUUGAAGAGCUGCCGUGUCUCUUUGGUCUAUUUCAAUUUGAUGUAAUACAGAACUUUCUAAGAGUCAGGAGUGGCUUGCAGAAAAACAGAAUGGCUUCCUCUAGACAUCAGAUGCAUCAUCUUACAAAAAAAGCCUCCGUACGUUGGCUGACGUCAUAGAGUGGAUGGAACCUAAGUUUCUCCUUAUGAUUUUUUAUCCACUUACAACUGGUCUGCUUGUUGGGUGUGAAGAAUCACCUGCCUUUUUCAUUAAGUAGCAUGCUUUUGUAGUAGAAAAUGGAGUGUUCUUAGUAGUGUUUUUAAGCUCACUGGCUUAAAAAAAAUAUUUUUGAGCAAGCUCCAUAGGUAGAAGUAUAUUUCACAGCAUUGCAGCCCAGUAAACACAACCACAUAAAGGGAACAGCACCCUUCAUAAGGUGAUGCACUCGUAUUUUCUGUGGUGCUGCAUUGAAAUUUUCUGAAGGCAGGUUGUAGCCUACUAUUUCACAAUGUAGUUGGCACAGUUUGAAAAGCUGUGUACUGAGCCUUCUGGACCUCAACCUUGUCCUGUUCCCUAGGCCUGCUUGCCAGGUCUCCUACUUUCUCUGUCUGCCUUCAGAUUAGCUAGAUAGGCUAGCCUCAACUUACACUGAAUUCUCCUCUGAGGGCAGGAUCUGGCGUAUUGGCAGUUAAGUCCUUCGUUAUUUGUUUGGUCUCAACCUGAGACCAUAUACCAACAUACAUAGCUGUAAGCUCUUAUAUAAAGCUUGGAAACACUCUUGAUCGGCGUUGAUGCUACCACUAAGUAAUUAACCAAUUUCCUUAGCUCUAUGAGAAGCCUAUAAACAACACUUACAGUAAAGGAGCCUCCAAAUUCCACUUGAGGUCAUUGAGGUGUUGAUAUGGCAUCUAGCACAAAAUGGCCAUCAGUGAGUUUACAUGCAUGGCAGGAUUUGAAAGACUAACUCUGUAAUAACUUUUUGUGCUGACUAAGCAUCCAGCAAAGAGAGCAAAUGUCUGCCUCUCUUUCUGUGUGGUGAUGGUAUGCAGUGUUAGCACAGUAGACGUCUAACCUCAAAGCUGACUGUGGGAUGGCAGUCAUGAGCAGCAGAAGCUGAAGACCUGUUAAUGAUUGUAACCUUAGAAAGUCUCAAGUAUAAAUCUGCUGAAUGUCAAAAUAACCCCUGGAAACUUCAGGUACUCUACAGUCUAGCCAAGAGUAAAUGAGUGAGUGUACUGAAAAGCACCUAGAGCAGUGUCAGCUAUCUUCUCAGUACCAAGAUGACCACUUGUUAGCCCCAGCAUGUAAACAGGAUAGGACAGUGUGUUCUAUUUAAUCUAAUUGCAGGUGUUUGUUAACUGAAAUUGCCUCCUCUGAAAAUCACUUUAUGAUUUCAGCCUUGACCAAUUUAAGGAGAUUGAACAAUAUUAGAAAGAAAUGGUAGUUCAGCAUAAUAUUCCUAAAAUGGGGGCUUCUUCAGUAGGCAUUUGCAGGCAGCUGCCACCUGGAGAAGACAAGGAGGGGCAUCAAAUAUGAGCCAGUGGUGAAUUUCCUUGUAACACACACAUCAAAUGCAUAGGAUAACAGCUGGCACAUAGUACAUGCUCAAUAAAUGCUAGCUGUUCUUUUUAUUGUUAUCUCAUUAUUGAUUGAAAUCAAGUAUGUACUACUGUGUAGAGAGCAAAUGCUUUCUCAUUGCAUUAUGUGUCUGGGUAAUAAACGUUUUGUUUUCUCUUUGUUGUGGCUUUUGCUCCUGGAUCUGUCAACCCUCAGUUUUCAAGAACAGAACUAAGCAUCCAACUGGAGAAAGGCAUAAAAGCCUUUGCUGGGAAAAGCAAUCAAUGAAAUAGUGCCUAAGAGAAAGUUGCUCAAAAGGCUUAGUUUGGCCAGUGCAACAGAAUGAGCCUAGAUCCUAGCUACUCAAGAGGCCAAGGAAAGAGGCUGUCAAAUCAAGGAAGGUUAGCAAUAAGAGGCUCCGUUUCAGUGGUGGUGCAGUGCCUCAGAAAUAUUUGUUCAAACAAAUAUUGGUCAAAAAAGAAGGAAACUUUACGCUUGUGCUGAAGCUCCCUCUGGGUUUCUGUCCCUCUGGGUUUCCCUCCUGCCUGUCACUGCUGGUUCCCCUUGUCUCCAGUUUUCCCAUAAAAUGCAGAUCUUUAUAAACCAAGAUUCACACUUGAUAUUUGCUCUUCCCUCUCUAUAUUUUAUUUCAUUCAAAGUAUCGAUUAACAACUUUAUGACAAAGUUUCUCAUUUUGUAAAACGUUCUGGUAUUAUCAUAUGUUUUAACUGGAACAUUCUGGAUUUGGUGUCUGAAUGCUGGCUUGUUAGUUGAGGUCCACUGAAAGUACCAACUACAAAGUCUAGAAGAAAAAAGAGGUUUUAAACUUCAUUUUCUCUGUGUAUGAAUAUAUUUUCACAUGCAUUUUCCCCUUGGUGUGGAAUCUGUUUCUGUUUAAGUAGCUAGUUAUCCCUUUGAUUGGACACUGGAGAAUAGAGCAUCUCCCUGUUGGAACAGUUUAGCAAAUGUAUUCAUUUUGCCAUAGAAACAUGAACAUUAUUACUCUAUUUCCUUGGAUUUUUGAGAUAGCUUUCUACAUAGUAUCUUAUUUUGCAAUGGAAAAUUAUCAUGGGUAUUAUAUGAAAUGAUUUUCUGUUUGCUAUUAUUCUUUUCUUAGAACACAAACAGACAUGCUUUUGAGAUGCAAUUCUGUCUUGGAAAAAUAGCUUCUUUUGGUACCUUCAAUUUUGUGAAAAUACUCUCUAAUGAAGCCAUUGUUUUUCUUCAUUUUCAUCUACAAAUUAUAUAACUAUUCUAUUAGAAAUAAAUAUUUUAUAUUCUAUAGCACAUUAUUAUGUUUUAAUUUGUCUUAAGUCAUUUUCAUGGUUGUAUAUUUCAUGGUAUAUAUUUAUGCAUAUUUCUUGUAGGGGUUGUGAGAAUUUACAUAUGUAUAUAUAUUAAUAAUCAUGACAGGGAUAAAUUACUCUUACUUAAAAGAAAAUUGCAUGUUUUAGAGCUUUUUUGCAUAGAGAAAAAAAUGAAUACUGUUUUUCUGAAAACUGAAGCUUAUUUCAGAAGUCAUCCAUUUCCAGUGACUGUUUCUUUUAAAGAGAGAAAAACUAGUUGGAAUACAAUUCCUUUUCAGAUUUUUAUUUAAAUAGUUACAGGGUUUCCUAUUGAAAAAUGAUCAGCCUCGUGUAUAUGGAGAGUGCCCAUAUGAAUAUGCUACACAAGUAAUCUUACUACCAUAGAAACACUGCUUAUUAAAAUGUGGCUUUCACUUUUCGUAUUAUUCACAGCCUGGCCGCCACAUGGCAAUUUAAUUAGUACUUACUGACCUGGAUGUUUGCCUUUGCUACCAUGUCCUUAUUUUCUCCUUUCCUGUGUGUGAAGUAUCCUAUGUAUCCUGUAUGAUACAAUAUUAAACACAUACGUACAUAGUUUGCUCCUACGUUUUUUUUGUCUCUACCCUAUUUGCUGGUUAGAUUGCAUUCUGUGCAUAUUUCUUUAAAAUGCAUUGUCCAAAUAAUAUUUGAGUCAUUUGACUUCAAAGGAGUGCACCUAAAUACAAGGUAUAAGUCAUUUUAGAUAACUGCAUUCUAUUUGUUCCAUAUUUUUCUGCAUUCUCUUGCUUCUGGUAAUGAUACUAUCCAUAAAGCAACUUGAAAAUCCUCCAUGCUUCAUUAAACUCAUUUACGCUUCACUGUAGGCAUUUAAAUAAAUUUAAUUGGCCUAUAUAAUGAAGAGCGUGUGUCUUCCAUGGACUGUAAAGUAGUUUACAUGCUUUUUAAGCUUCUCCUGAAGGCAAAUUCAGAUACUUGGACUUAAGAUGGCAUUCAGGAAGUUUGAGGCAGUGCGCUGUGGCAUGGUUUUUACCUGAGGAGGAAGAUAUUUUUUCUUCUGAUGUAUUAAGACAUUAGAAAAAUAUUUUUUAAAUGAUAUGAAACUCUUUAUUACAGGAAUUCAAGCCACUAAAGUGGUGUCAUUCUAAUGUAAUUUAGGUAAUAUAAACGCAUUAUCUGUGUCUCAAAUAUUCUAUUGCUAGCUAGUAAGACAUUAAACUGUUGGAAUUAAGCUCCACUGCACUGUCAGAUUGAGCAUGGCUGUGUUAUACCAUAGUACAGAGAGCUUAUGUCUUAGAAAGCUAGAAAAAGCCCAUAUGAAAACUGUAUUUUGAAUUAGCUUAUAUAAUGUUUCUAUAAAAAUGAUCCAGUAGGUAGGAACAUACAUGAAUGCACACAUGUGGUAAACAAUCUUCUGUAUGGCAGCUAUUUCAAUGUCUGUGGUCUCCAGUUUUUGUCUUUUAAAAAUAUUUUAUUAAUUAUUUGAAAAAUCUUACAUUGUACUUUGCUCAUACUAGCUUCCUUUCUCUAACGCUUCCUAAUCCACGCUCUCUUCCGUACCCAGCCAACUCUUCUGUGCCUGUUAGUGUUUAAACACACAGACUGCUGUUUGUGCUGCCUGUAUAUUUUUGGGCAUGUGGCCAUCUGCUCGUCAACCAACUAGGGGCCACAUCAUAAAAACAAACAAACUUUCCCACUCCUAUCAUCUACCCAUUGCAAUAGAUCCUCAGCUUGGGAGUGAGACUUCAUGACCAUAUCCACUUCCUUCCUGGGUUUCUUGAGCCAUGCACUCUGUCCCAGAUGCUGGGAGUUCCUGUAUGCAUCUGCCCUCUUGUGCCUGGAGAACACUGCUUUUUGUUCCAGUCACCCACUGCUCCUGGCUCUUAAAAUCUUUUCACUUUCCUUUUCAACAAUGAUCCCUGAGCCUUGGGGAGAGUGAGUGUGAUAUAGGAGUCCCAUUUAGGACUAAGGAUUCCUUCGUCUGUUAUUCUCUGCAUCUUGACUGGUUAUGGGUUUCUAUAUUAAUCACCAGCAACUGCAAAAAGAAGCUUCUCUGCUGAGGUUUUAGGGGUAUACUAAUCUAUAAUAACAGAUCACCUGGAUUCCGCUUAUUAUUUUGUCUACUUAGUAAAGUAGUAGGUUCUGCCUUAACUUGUGAUCUGUCUAGCCCACAGAUCCUGAUAACAGUGACGAGUAUGGGCUCCAUCUUAAGAAGCAGGGCUUAACUCCAACCAGAAAAUGGUUGGUUAUUCCCAUGACGUUUGUCCACUAUUGCAUCAGUGGGCAUUUCUUGCCAGGCCAUUCAUUAUUGUAGCUCUCAGGAUUCACAGCUGGAUAAGAUUGGUGAUUGUUUUUCUCCUUUGGUACUACCUAUAAAAUGAGCCAGUAGCCAUGAAGGAUCUAGGUCAGUAACAGCACAAUUUCUCCACACCCUAAGACUUAAGUUUGGAGGUCGUCAGGGCCUUACUGCUAAGUUCUAGAGGGUAACCAAGAGCAAGAGCAAGAGCCUGUAAGGUUUGGAGGUCUAUGGGACCCCACUGGUAGCAGCUCCAGAAGAGGUAACUCAUUCCCAGCACAGAUAUUUUAUUAGUCAGUGGAUGAAAAGGUAAUGAAAAUAUGGAGCAUUUAUACAAUUUUUUUUUGCAUUUAUACAAUUUUAAAAAUUUUUAUUCAAUUUGUUUAGCGUCAUCUGCUCUUUUCCACACUAUUCAAUCAACAGGACAAGUAUUUUGUGAAAUUAAACAAAACAAACAAACAAACAAAAAAACAACGAAGCAUAGCUGUGUUUCCUCCAUUAUCCAUCUGCUUUAGCCACAAUGAAUUUUGGAAGGAGGGUACUGCUAGAGAGAGAGAGAAUGGGAGAACAGGCCUGAGUGAAAUUUGUGUACAGAGGCCAAAGUUGACUGGUGAGCAGCAAGCCCCAGGCAUCCUCCUGCCUAUGUAGCCCCACACCCAGCAUGGGGUUACAGACACGCACUGCAACACCAGAGUUUUAUAUAGGCACAAAGGAACCAAACUCAGGUUUUCAUGCAUCUGUAGCAGAUACUGACUGAGACAUUUCUCCAGCACUAGCAGUGAAUUCUGUUUUUUUUUUAAUUGAAAAAUUUAUUUUUUUCAUAAAUCUUAUUACUGUUGCCUCUCCCAGAUCCUCCUGACCUCACCAUCCAUCCAAAUCUGCACCCUCCCUUUCUUUCUCUCAUUAGAAAGCAAAUGGGCAUCUAGAAGAACAAUAGUAUAAAAUAAAAACAAACAAAUUGGAAUAAGACAAAACAAACAAGCAGAAAAAACGAGCCAAAGAGAAAACACAAGAAACACAAACAGCUGCAGGGACUCACACAUUUCCAUACACCGAAAUCCUGCAAAAACACAAAAUUGGAAACUGUAUAAUAUAUAACACAAUGUAUAAGCAAAAGACCUGUAAGGUCAAACAAAACAAAACAAGCCACUGGAUUUAUUUGUGUGGCCUUUGCUGCUGGGCAUGGGGCAGGACGGCUGGGAGAAAACCAACUUUCCUUUGUGAAUAGUUAUCAAGCGAAGACAGCUUCUUAGGGGUGGGUGCUGGUGUCUGCUCUCCCUGUCAGCACUGGGACUGCAUCAGGCCCCCGCCCUGUGCACGCUGCCACCAUCUCUCUGUGUUCAUACGUGUUGGCCCUCUUCUGUCUAGGCCUUGUUUUCUUCUUUUCUCCAUGCCAUCUGUCUUACAAUCUUUUCACUCCCUCUUCCUCAGAUUUCCCUGAACCCUGAGGGAAGGACUUGAUGGAACCCCAUUUAGAACUGAGGGUUCCAAGUUCUCUUGCUCUCUGCACACUGUCCACUUGUGGGUCUUUCUUUAUAUAGUUCCCGUCUACCCAAGCAGUGGAUUUUUAAUUAAUGCUAAUAAUAUUCAGGUUAGCCAUGCUUCUGGUUCCUUCUAAAGAACUGAUUUCCCUGCCUCCUAUUGUUCAUCAUCCAUUCUUCAAGGUGUUUGAACAUUUUCUUUCUUCAUGUCUUUUCUGACCAUCUCUCCAUGUUACAGAGAAUUUCCUUUUUACCCUACCCACCUCAGAGGACUUCUUUUGGCCACCAUGUCAUCUCUUUCUGUCCCGUUACCUGACAACAUUGGAUGUAUUACCUAACAGUUUUGUUGUGAUAAGCAUGGUUAUUUUAAUGUUCCUCUUGAGAUUCCUCCUUCCCUAGAGCUCCUGGGAUAUGGCCCUGACCAUCUGCUGCACCAGCCAAUCAGUCGCGCUCUGCUCUCAGGACAGGCGCUGCAAUGUGGAGUUCUAGAGCCCCCUGCUGGGUCGACAGUGCAACAGCUUACACUUUCUUUAUUGUUUUAGGAUUGUCAGAGUUGGUUCAAGUUCGUGUUCAGUCCCAGCACACAGCAUGGAAGGAGAGAGCUCACUCUUAUCCUGUCCUUCUCCCACCCGCUUCUCCUCUAGAGUCUUUUUUUUUUUUUUUUUGAGACAUCAUCUCACAUAGCCCAGCCUAGCCUCAAUUCUCUUUAGCUGAGGAUGACCAUGAACUUUUGACCUUCCUAUCUCUACCUCCCAAGUGCUGGGAUUACAAGUAGAUGCCACCAUGCCCAGCUAGUGAGAACUGGGGAUUAUACCCAAGGCUUUGUGCAUGCUAAGUCAUCUCUCUAAAAACAAGCCCCAAGGUCUCAUGUUUUUACAGGUGUUUUUAUCCUCAGGCCAGCAAUGAGGCUUUAUGUGAAAAGUUCUAUCUGUGGGCUGAAUUCCAGAUUCUUCUUUACUUCAACUCACCAUAUCAGAGAGCCCAGGCCUUGUCUUCCAAGCACAGAGACCUUGCCUUCCAUCUUAGGUGAGGGAUGUGAGCUUUAGCCCCAGUACCUUUAACUUCUUGGCAUCUAUUCCCACUUCUUAGUCUUCACCUUCACCUAGAGGUUUUUAUUUCCUGAUUUUAUUUUAUAUGUAUUAAAAACAAAACAUACUUCUGUUGUACCUUAAUGUUUUCUUUUGCCUUUGGAUGAAGGGUAGUUUCUCACACUUCCUCAAUCAAGCAUAUUAACUAAAGAUAGGUGAGAGUUAUUUACUUUAGCAUUUUAUGAGCAAUAUUCCUGAAAUGCCUGAUUACCUGUAAACUCAGGACCUAUCUGCAUGAGCAAGAAAAUAUAUAUUCUAUAUCUCUGGAUUUUCUAAUGUUUUAAAGGAAAGGCUCAACAUUAAUUAUGAAGAAUUCCUGUUCCAAUGAACUCUAAAGCUUCUUAGAAUUUCAUGUUUUAAUUUUUUCUAGGCUUGUGGAAGACUUUUAUCAAAUGGAAUGUUAUUAUAAGGGUAACUUUAAAUGUUAUAAGCUAUUGUGUUGGUUUUGUUUUUUUUUUUUACAUGUUUUACAUUAAUGCUCAUACCAAACCUGUGCUGACUGGGUACUGAUUACACCUUCCAAGGGAUUGUACCUCCUAGGUGCAUUAAUUUUAUCAUUGUGUUAAUCUUAUAUGUAUUAAUUUUAUCAUUACUGUACAGUGCAUCUUAUUUAUUUUCAAGUUGAAAUGCACAAACUUUAAGUAUACAGUUUCUUGUGUUUGGACAAAUGAAAUAUAAAACAUUGCUGUCAUAUCAAGAAGCUUACUCUGUUGUAUGUUUCAUUUACAAAUUUA
This is a messenger RNA of Meriones unguiculatus (Mongolian gerbil), 17025 nucleotides long. It is a transcript of the gene Lrguk, whose product is annotated as leucine rich repeats and guanylate kinase domain containing. The coding region runs from base 47 to 3856 and encodes 1269 amino acids. Gene Ontology annotation, molecular function: GMP kinase activity; protein binding. The record is from RefSeq and is a predicted model, not a curated record. Gene Ontology annotation, cellular component: cytosol. The transcript is spliced from 15 exons. NCBI's taxonomy places the organism in Eukaryota, Metazoa, Chordata, Mammalia, Rodentia, Muridae.